Messenger RNA from Mesorhabditis spiculigera, 1155 nucleotides. Lineage: Eukaryota; Metazoa; Nematoda; Chromadorea; Rhabditida; Rhabditidae. The record is from the annotation of a GenBank genome assembly.
AUGGAGACGAUCCAGGAGUUUGCUUACGGUGUCGCCAACACGAAGAAGGCCACCCUUUUCGCCGAGCACAUGGGCCUGCUGCACAAGGAGCGUCACAUUUACCAAUUCGUGCGCCAUCCCAAGAAAAACCGCUUCUCCAACAUGCUGCUGUUCAAUGAAGGGAGUGUGGUGCUGAAGGAACACCCAAAAGACAAAGAGGAGCCGUACUACCACGCGAACGAGGUCUCCACCAAGUUUGGCCACUACAUCUUGGCGCAAGCUCCGAUGGAAAACACCGUCCUCGAGUGGUACCACAUGAUCUGGCAGAAAGAAGUGCGUAUCGUCGUCGCGUUGGUGGACCCGGUGGGGAAGCCAGACGGCUGUUUUCCCUACUUUGAGGCCAAGAAAGGGAACGAGCGCAAGGUGAAGGGGUGGUACACGGUGCGCACGGUGAAUGCUCGCAGCGAGAACGCGCUCUCAAAUUAUGAGCUGAAGGUGUCGAACAAACACGAGAAGGAGGCUGGCGAUCGUAUGGUGCACGUGAUCUCCAUUUCAAACUGGAGGCACACCCAUAUGGCGAAGCCGAAGGAGAUGGUGGAGUUGCUGCUCAACGUGUGGGCCGAGGCGAAGGUGGUGGAGGGUGACGAUGAGGGCAAGACACCGGUGCUCGUCCACGGCACAGCCGGUGUCCGCCGUACAAGCGCCUUCGUCGCCUUCGCCACCGUCGCAAAAUCGAUCACCUCCAAAAACCAAGUGUGCAUCCCCAGCUUCAUCCGCUACCUUCGCCAGCUGCGCUACGGUGCCCUUCGCAACAAGACGUGCUACGCGACGCUGAUCUGCGCCUCGUUGCAGUACGCCUUCGACAAGGGACACAUCACCACCGACAAGCGCACCGAGUACAUGAAGGUUAUGAAGAUGAUCCCGGAAACGGUGCUCGGACGCGCUGCUGCUGCUGCACCUUCCGGCGGCACGCCAUCAGCCGAAGUUGCCGACACGGGCGGCGCCGAAGGAGAGGAAGGCGAGGGCGAGGAGCCACCGCCGGCGUCCGCCGAGAAGAAGAAAAAGAAGAAAUCGAAAGAGGGCGGCAAAUCGAAAGAAAAGGGCUCGAAGAUGUCAAAGGCGGGCGCCUCGGGCAAGGGCUCCGGCAAGGACAAGAAGAGCCGCACAAGGACCAAA